AUGGAUGAGCUCAGUUACAACCGGGAGGAGUUAAAAGCUGAUCAUGAUCGUGACUUUCCAAAACUCACUGAUGAGCAAAGGAAAAUCUAUGAUGAGAUUACUGAUGCUGUUUUUACUAAGAAAGGAGGUGUGUUUUUUGUUUAUGGGUUUGGUGGAACUGGAAAAACCUUCUUGUGGAAGCUGCUUUCUGCUGCUAUCAGAAUGAGGGGUGAAAUCUGUCUGAAUGUGGCAUCAAGUGGAAUAGCUUCUCUAUUGCUACCAGGAGGAAGAACAGCACAUUCUAGAUUCGGGAUUCCUAUAAACCCAGAUGAGUUUUCUUAUUGCAAUCUGGUACCAGGAACUGAUCAGGCGGAUUUGGUGAAAGCAGCCUCUCUUAUCAUCUGGGACGAAGCUCCAAUGAUGAGUAAGCACUGUUUUGAGUCUUUGGAUAGAAGCAUGGCAGAUAUCAUUGGAAACAAAGAUAACAGACCAUUUGCCGGGAAAGUAGUUGUCUUGGGUGGAGAUUUUAGACAAGUGCUGCCAGUUAUUCAUGGAGCUGGAAGGCCGGAAAUAGUUCUGGAGUCGCUUAAUUCUUCUUAUCUCUGGAAGCAUGUUCAAGUUUUAGAGCUAACAAAGAACAUGAGGCUGAUGUCAAAUGAUCUCACACCUGAAGAUGCAAAAGAAUUAAAGGAGUUUUCGCAGUGGAUUUUAGAUGUUGGAGAUGGAAAAAUUGGUGAUGGAAACGAUGGCGAAGCUCUAAUCACUAUUCCAGAUGAGUUUUUGAUUCUUGAUGCUGAUGAUCCAAUAGAUUCUAUAAGCAAAGCAGUGUAUGGGGAUGCUGUUUCUUUAUUGCAGAAUAGAGAACCUAAGUUUUUUCAAGAAAGAGCAAUACUUUGUCCUACUAAUGAAGAUGUGAACAUGAUUAAUCAGCAUAUGUUGGACAAGCUGCCAGACUCUUCAGACAGGUUUUCAAAGAAUGACCAAGCUCUUACUCCAGAUUUUCUGAACAAAAUCAAGGCAUCAGGUUUACCUAACCAUAGUCUAAGAUUGAAGAUAGGGUGUCCUGUGAUGUUGCUUAGAAACAUUGAUCCUAUUGGGGGACUAAUGAACGGUACUAGACUCCAGAUUACAGAAAUGUAUGACUUCAUGAUUCAGGCUAAAGUCAUUACAGGGGAAAAGGUCGGUCACACUGUUUUUCUUCCUAGACUCUCAAUAACACCUUCAGAUAAAAAACUGCCGUUCAAGAUGAGGCGGAGGCAACUACCUAUUGCUGUGGCAUUUGCUAUAACGACGCUGAAGAUUCAUGGCGUUCUCAUCGAUGAAGAUCUUGAAGCUCAGGAGUCAUGGACUUCUUUGAAUCGUGAUGGAUCAAAGUCACCCAAGCGUGGAUCACUCAAGCAAUCGAGAAGCUUCGAAUCGCCAUGGAUUCCCAUCGAAGAGUUUUGA
Messenger RNA from Brassica napus (rape), 1425 nucleotides. Its product is annotated as ATP-dependent DNA helicase PIF1-like. The record is from RefSeq and is a predicted model, not a curated record. Gene Ontology annotation, molecular function: DNA helicase activity. Gene Ontology annotation, biological process: telomere maintenance; DNA repair. Lineage: Eukaryota; Viridiplantae; Streptophyta; Magnoliopsida; Brassicales; Brassicaceae. Bases 1 to 1425 code for a protein of 474 amino acids. The transcript has 3 exons.